This is a messenger RNA of Scleropages formosus (Asian bonytongue), 4380 nucleotides long. It is a transcript of the gene uhmk1, whose product is annotated as U2AF homology motif (UHM) kinase 1. The coding region runs from base 403 to 1686 and encodes 427 amino acids. Lineage: Eukaryota; Metazoa; Chordata; Actinopteri; Osteoglossiformes; Osteoglossidae. The transcript has 8 exons. Gene Ontology annotation, biological process: peptidyl-serine phosphorylation; regulation of protein export from nucleus; positive regulation of translational initiation. Gene Ontology annotation, cellular component: nucleus; neuronal ribonucleoprotein granule. The record is from RefSeq and is a predicted model, not a curated record. Gene Ontology annotation, molecular function: ATP binding; RNA binding; ribonucleoprotein complex binding.
AAUGGCCGCCCAAACAAUGACAAAAACACAGAGCUUAGUUCUCCUCUUAACAGCGUAGAGAAGACCGAACGAAACGAUACAUUAAAACAGUUCCUCAGUGAACUGCUACAUUAAACAACUUCUGUAAAGAGUAGCGACAUGAAUGAUGAAAUCUUUAAUGCGGCUGUGUGAUGGGUGAGGUGCGGUUAGGAAACAUCACCUGAUGUUGAUGAUGCUAACGUGCUAAUGCUAAUGGUGUUCUUUGGAACGAUAUUUAGCUAGGGCUGUCUUGACGCGCGUUUUGUGUCCGAGCAUGGUGACACUACUCACCUUUCGGAGCUCGUUUCAUUACGGCGUGUGCUGCUGACUGCUUUGUGUCGGGGAUACUAGCUUAGCUAGGUGACUUGAACUCGCUCUUCAGUCAUGGCUUGCGGCUCUGAGUCGGGUGGUAAAGAGCCGAGCUCCCAUCAUGGCACUGUCUCUCUCGGUGACGCGGAUCAGACGAUGAAGCCGGCGUUUUUCGAGAUAUUUGGGGAGAUGUGGAACGUGCAGGCCAGGCUCGGACAGGGCGUCUCUGCCUCCGUGUACCGGGUGAGCUCUGGACGGGCCAGUUCGGCCGCCGUGAAGGAGUUUCAGGUGGACGCGCAGGGUGGAGAUUACGGGUAUCACAAGGAGAGAUCGGUGCUGGAAGACAUCCAAGGACACAAGAAUAUCGUGACUCUGUACGGGGUUUUCACCAAUCACAACUGUCUGGGUGCAUCGACACGCUGCUUGCUACUUGAGCUACUGGAUGUGAGUGUGUCAGAGUUGCUGGUUAGGGCUAGUAACCAGGGCCACUCCAUGUGGGUCAUUCAGCACUGUGCUCGGGAUGUCCUGGAGGCUCUGUCCUUCCUGCACCGCGAGGGCUACGUACACGCUGACCUCAAACCUCGCAAUGUCCUGUGGAGCGCUGAUGACGAGUGCUUCAAACUCAUUGAUUUUGGCCUGAGCUACAAAGAAGGCCAUCAGGAUGUGAAAUACAUUCAGACAGAUGGCUACCGGGCCCCCGAAGCGGAGCUGCAGAACUCUCUGGCUCAGGCUGGGCUCGAGGGAGAUGCUGGGUGUACAGUGGCCAUCGAUCUGUGGAGUCUUGGGAUUAUUUUACUGGAGAUGUACUCAGGAAUUAAACUGAAAGAAACUGUUCGAUCUCAGGAAUGGAAGGAUAACAGUUCAGCGAUAAUAGACCAUAUCUUUGCCAGUAAAAUUGUGGUUGGUCCUGCGAUACCAGUCUAUCACCUUAGAGACCUUAUUAAAAGCAUGCUUCACCAUGACCCCAAUAAAAGGAGCACAGCAGAGAAGGCCCUAUGCAGCCCCUUCUUCAGUAUUCCCUUUGCACCUCAUAUAGAAGACUUGGUCAUGCUUCCCACGCCAGUCCUCCGGCUACUUAAUGUCAUUGAUGAUAAUCACCUUCACAAUGAGGAAGAGUAUGAAGACAUUGUAGAGGACAUGAAAGCAGAAUGUCAGAAAUAUGGGGCUGUUGUUUCUUUGUUGAUCCCAAAGGAAAACCCAGGCAAAGGCCAGGUUUUUGUUGAGUAUGCAAGUGCUGGCGACUCCAAAGAAGCACAAAGACUGCUGACAGGGCGCACGUUCGAUGGGAAAUUUGUUGUGGCCACUUUCUACCCAUUGAGUGCCUACAAGAGGGGGUAUUUGUACCAGACUGUGCAGUAAGAUGGCACAAACAAUCAUUCAAGAGCACCAUGCACAUUCUCUAAAUAUGCAAGCCACUGUGCAAGUAUGUCUUUGCUUCUCUGACCUGCACUGUUUCAUUUCUGAUACCAUAAGUGACGGGUUCGAUUCCGUGACAUAUUUAGAACAUAGUCAUUAGUACUAUCAUGUGCACAGAUUUUUUUUCUUUCCUUUGCACUAAGGAAGGUUGUAUUUAUUAUGACACAUAACCUGUACUGUUUGUAGCAAAGGUAUAUAUUGAUAAAAUCCAUGAACUGAAAUCCUUCCAUGCCCUUGAAUGUAUCGUUAGGUUGGAUGCAUCCUGUAUAUAUUAAGGUAUGCUCACUGGAGAUAUCUAUACUUUUAGUAUGGAAAAAGGUUAAAGGAGAAAGUAGCUUAGCUUCCAUGUGUUGCUCCGCUUUGACUGCAAAAACUGAUGGUCAGAUGAGGAUGCUUAUCUGAACGAGUGAAUACUCCGAGUCCUGAGCAUAGGGAGCUGUUGAGUUAUAUGUUGAACUGAAGUUUAAUCUUAGAAAUUAGAGAACACAUUCUGCUUGUACUGCUGACCAAAGUUGCACUGAGUUGAACCCGAAUACAGAACGCUGAGAAACACAGCUAUAGAGCACAACUGAACAGUCACUGUAGCCACUGAAAGAGGUCUGUGGAUAACAGAGCAUUGAAAACACUGAAAACACUUAGGUAUUUGAUAAUUAUAUACAAAAUAGCCAUCAGAAAGAAGGGAUGUAUUAGAUGAGGUACAGAAGUUUUUGUCUAGACCAGGGAAGCCCAGCCUCACCCUUGGAGGCCCACAAGAGCUGAGGGCAUAUGCACUGAGACAUCACAGGUGGGUGGUGCACUUACACUGCACCCCCAGAUCUUUGAGUGUUUUCAAGUUUAACAGCAAACCUUUCUGCCAUACACAGCGCGUUGAUAGCAUUGUGAGUUCCACGCUGAGACUCACAAUGUCCCAAUGCGGGUUUACAAUGAUGAUUAAUGUUAAUUGAUUAGUAUUAAUCGACAAUGUGAAAAGCACUGAUAAUGACAUUGUCCAGUAAUUGCACAUGGGUUUAACAUCACUCAGCUAGCUGUGAUCCUUAAGGUGUGAUUUAUUUAGUGCAAACAUUUUAAAAAUAAUGUUUUUAUGUGAAUAUGAUUGGAAACCUAUAUUCCAGAGGUACCAUUUCUGAGGAAGAUUUUUGGCUUGUUGUGUACGGACUCCAUCAGGGCAUGUAUUUAAGCAGCUGAGCUGAUGCACUUUUAUAAACCUCUGGUACAUAAAAUUGUUUGUAUUUUAGUGUAGUAUGACACAAAUAUUUUAUUAAGGCAAAACCACAGGUGAAAAUUAAUUUCCUGCCUCUUUUCCAAGAGUGUUGAUAAGGAAAAUCUAAACAAAUCUAAUAUGUCUGACUUGAAAGUGGCACAAAAGUUUUGAAACUUUUAAAAAGACAACAGCAUUACCUCUGUUAGUCUGUUGCAGAGCUGCAUUUUUAUUUUACGAUUUAUGGCUUAAUUGUGGAUGUAAAAAAAACUGUCUGACAAGCCCUCCAAUAUGUGCAUUAUUCACAUAGACAAAAACUUAAAUUAGACAUUGGUGAAAACACACUUUGUGGGGAAAACCCUUUAAUGUUGGGAUCUCUUCCAUUUUGAAAGCAAAUCAAAUUGAUAUUUAUGUUCAUGUGAGACUUCCUCAGAAGCUUGUCUUUGGCGGUAUUAGCUGAAGGUUCAGUAGACCUUUGAAAGUGUACGAUAUACUUCCAGCGUAAAAUACAUCUUUGAUAGUGGAGUUAAUUCUGUGACAGGUGUCUGCUAAUCGGGAUAGGCGUACAAUCAGAAUGAUAUGUUAGUUUAUUUAGGUGGGUUGUUCUACUGAAGUUAUUACUAAAUACUCUCAAAACUUGGAAUUUAUUUUUUUUGUUCUGUGUGUCGGUACUUGACAAUACUAAACUGAUAAUUCUGGGUAAAAGUUCUACAGAAGACUGCACAGGACAGCUACUAUAGCACUAUAGCUUUAAAUAUGCGACACGGAAUGCCCUUCAACUGAAGGGAAGCUAGUGGAUGACUGACGGCAGGCCGCACCGACUCUUCGCUGAUGUGUGAGGUGAAGUGGGGGAGAUAUUCAUCUUGAGAGCGGGGAUUUGCAUGAAACAUGUCUUCCUUGCACGGCAAGAUUAAAACACACUGCACUUUGCUGGACUGAUAGCUGCUGACCUCUUCAAGCGAAUGUACUUUGUUAGUGUUGCUCCAUCUCCUGUCCACUUUAAGGUCUGCAGAGUCCUCCCAGAUUCUGCUUCAAAGCUCUGGGUGUACAUCUAUCGCCUGAACGCUGUGUCUAUUCGGUGUGUUGUGGCUUUUGGCUGCUGUGAGCAGUGUGGUGCCUUUAAAAAGUAAAAAAAAAAAAACGGAUUGUUAUACCUCACCAGCUUAAAAACAGGACUACAUAUUACACCACAAAGUUUUGAUAGACUACCAUACUUGUUUUCAAUAGUGAAGUUGUGGUGCUGGAAACUUCUAUGGACUUGCACAAAUCUUAACUGAACACAUAUACAGUACUCAUUUGAACUUUCUAACUCCUAAAUUCAGCAGUCAACAUGACAACGCUGCAGUGAAAUGAGUUGGUGAUCAAUGCAAUCAGCUCAGAAUUAUUGAGCCAAAUAUAUUUUUGUGGUUUAAAAAUGCCAAAAGUCACAUAACCCUACA